GAGCUAGCUUCGCGCCCCAGUCAGCCGUAGUUCCACUACUAGGCCGAGCCCCAGCUCUGGCUCCGCCCCGCACGGAGGGGCGUCCUUGGGCGGGGCGGUCCGUCCCACUCUCUGGGCUCCACGCCUAGGUCUAGCAGCCCGAGGCGCGGCCUCCCUCCCCGGCUGAAGCGUUCACUUUAAGUCUGGCCGGGAGGCAACCCCAGAUAUCGCGGGAUCUACCGCUCCGAGUCUCGCGAGAGAAACAUUCGGCACCCAUUGGCUGUAAGGGUUGAAUGUAAGAUGGCGCCCAGGGAGCUGUGAGGAGAAAAUCCUGUCGGUCUUAGAGCGACGACAGAAGAACCGGGGUCCCGGGCGGUGCGGCGGGGCCGGCGGGUAGAGCGGAGGCGUCGGCGGCGGUGACGUCGCCGGGAACCCUGAGGAUUCUGCAAUAUGAAUAAUUCUCUGGAGAACACCAUCUCCUUUGAAGAGUAUAUCCGAGUGAAGGCGCGGUCUGUCCCGCAACACAGGAUGAAGGAAUUUCUGGACUCACUGGCCUCUAAGGGGCCAGAAGCCCUUCAGGAGUUCCAGCAGACAGCCACUACUACCAUGGUGUACCAACAGGGUGGGAACUGCAUUUACACAGACAGCACUGAAGUGGCUGGGUCUUUGCUUGAACUUGCCUGUCCAGUCACCACCAGUGUUCAGCCACAAACCCAGCAAGAACAGCAGAUCCAAGUUCAGCAGCCACAGCAAGUUCAGGUACAGGUACAGGUACAGCAGUCUCCGCAGCAGGUCUCAGCUCAGCAGCUCUCCCCGCAACUCACCGUUCACCAGCCUGCGGAGCAGCCCAUCCAGGUUCAGGUCCAGAUCCAGGGCCAGGCACCACAGUCAGCAGCCCCCUCCAUCCAGACGCCGUCUCUGCAGAGCCCCAGUCCUUCACAGCUGCAAGCGGCCCAGAUCCAGGUGCAGCACGUGCAAGCAGCCCAGCAGAUCCAAGCAGCAGAAAUCCCGGAGGAGCACAUCCCACAUCAGCAAAUCCAGGCUCAGCUGGUGGCUGGCCAGUCUCUUGCUGGGGGUCAGCAGAUCCAAAUCCAGACUGUGGGUGCCCUUUCCCCACCACCAUCCCAGCAGGGCUCACCCCGGGAAGGGGAGCGGCGGGUUGGCACAGCCAGUGUCCUCCAACCAGUGAAGAAACGCAAAGUGGACAUGCCCAUCACUGUGUCCUACGCCAUCUCAGGGCAGCCGGUGGCCACCGUGCUGGCCAUUCCACAGGGCCAGCAGCAGAGUUAUGUGUCUUUGAGGCCAGAUUUACUGACAGUAGACAGUGCCCACCUGUAUAGUGCCACUGGGACCAUUACUAGCCCUACAGGAGAAACCUGGACCAUCCCUGUUUAUUCUGCCCAGCCCCGGGGGGACCCUCAGCAGCAAAGCAUUACCCACAUUGCCAUUCCCCAGGAAGCCUACAACGCAGUUCACGUCAGUGGCUCACCUACAGCCCUGGCCGCUGUAAAGCUGGAGGAUGACAAGGAGAAGAUGGUGGGCACCACGUCUGUAGUGAAAAACUCCCAUGAAGAGGUAGUGCAGACCCUUGCAAACUCUCUCUUUCCAGCACAGUUCAUGAAUGGCAACAUCCACAUUCCAGUGGCUGUGCAGGCUGUGGCAGGCACAUACCAGAAUACUGCUCAGACUGUCCAUAUAUGGGAUCCCCAGCAGCAGCCGCAGCAGCAGACUCCCCAGGAACAGACACCACCACCGCAGCAGCAGCAGCAGCAGCUCCAGGUUACUUGUUCAGCUCAAACUGUCCAGGUUGCUGAAGUUGAAUCGCAGUCACAGCCACAGCCUUCUCCAGAACUUCUGCUUCCAAAUUCUUUGAAGCCAGAAGAAGGACUUGAAGUAUGGAAAAACUGGGCCCAGACCAAGAACGCUGAACUAGAAAAGGAUGCUCAGAACAGAUUGGCACCCAUUGGGAGGCGCCAACUGCUGCGAUUCCAGGAAGAUCUCAUUUCCUCUGCUGUGGCUGAGUUGAAUUAUGGUCUCUGUUUAAUGACACGGGAAGCUCGAAAUGGAGAAGGUGAACCUUAUGAUCCAGAUGUGCUCUACUAUAUUUUCCUGUGUAUUCAAAAGUAUCUUUUCGAAAACGGAAGAGUUGAUGACAUAUUUUCUGAUCUUUAUUAUGUUCGGUUCACGGAGUGGCUACAUGAAGUUCUGAAGGAUGUUCAGCCCCGGGUUACUCCACUUGCCUUGCCAGACCCCUACUAUGUGCCUUCUCCACUGGACAUUGUUCUUGGGGUAAGUCAUGGUAUCCUCCCGGCACCCCUCCCUCUGCUUUACUUUCACUUGCGGUCCAGGUACUUCCUGUUGAAGACAGUGGACCAGCACAUGAAGCUGGCCUUCUCCAAGGUCUUGCGACAAACAAAGAAGAACCCCUCUAAUCCCAAGGAUAAAAGCACGAGUAUCCGGUACCUGAAGGCCCUUGGGAUUCACCAGACUGGCCAGAAAGUUACUGAUGACAUGUAUGCAGAACAGACAGAAAAUCCAGAGAACCCACUGAGGUGUCCCAUCAAGCUCUACGAUUUCUACCUCUUCAAAUGUCCCCAGAGUGUGAAAGGCCGGAAUGACACCUUUUACCUGACACCUGAGCCAGUAGUGGCCCCCAACAGUCCAAUCUGGUACUCAGUCCAGCCUAUCAGCAGAGAGCAGAUGGGACAAAUGCUGACCCGGAUCCUGGUGAUAAGAGAAAUUCAGGAGGCCAUCGCAGUGGCCAAUGCAAGCACCAUGCACUGAAAUGCCUUGGACGUGGUGCAAGAGAAACCAGCCAGGAAAAACCGGACAGACUUUCACACUAAUGAAGAGGCCUCCGUUUUUUUUUUCUUUUCUUUUCUUUUCCUUUUUAAUUGGUGUAGUUAUGAAGCCUUUCAGGCUGCUUCUGUUUAAAAUGUAAAAGAAAACUUUGCCCCCUUUGCAUCUUCAUAAACCUGCUGCGGCAGACUCCUCAGCCGAUGGGGGCUCUGGGUUUCCUGAGAGCCAGAUGACCUUGAAGGUGGCUGGCUGACUUUUUCUUUUUUGUCUGGGGUAAGGGGUUGGACUGUUUGGAGAAAUGUGGCCCCUUCCCUUCCUCAAGAGAGAUGGAAUUAAUGGUGGAUGGACCCUGCAGGGAAUCUUCCCAGCUGGCAUCCACUGGGCUGGCUAAUUUCACUCACCACAGGGAAACCAUGUUCUUUUCUUUCUUCAUGCUCAGACAUAAACUUAGCAUCUUAAUGGAAGAUAAAUGAGGGGUACUUCAAUUAUGAUUUAUUAAAGACAAUUUCUAUUGCACCCUCCUCUAUGACAAGUGACAUUUUAGAUGUUAAAGUAAAAACUUUACCAUGCCUUUUUUUUUUUUUUUUUUGGCCUAACAUUGAGGCCUUAAAACCUGAGGCUCCUGUGCCUGAUGGAAUUCUUGUAACAUACACUUGUGUAUCAUAUAAAGAUACCACUCUGUUUCUCUUAUGUAUUCUUACUCUAGCUGUUUAUUAAGAAUGACAAGCACGUCUUUUCAACA
Molecule: messenger RNA, 3520 nt
Organism: Carlito syrichta (Philippine tarsier)
Lineage: Eukaryota; Metazoa; Chordata; Mammalia; Primates; Tarsiidae
Gene: QRICH1
Product: glutamine rich 1
Exons: 10
Coding region: 430-2763 (777 amino acids)
Source: RefSeq, a predicted model, not a curated record